Pelagomonas calceolata is the source of this 1294-nucleotide messenger RNA. Lineage: Eukaryota; Pelagophyceae; Pelagomonadales; Pelagomonadaceae. The record is from the annotation of a GenBank genome assembly.
GUACGUGCCAUGGGGGGCGGCUGGCCAAGCAGCGCCGGCAGGGGUGCCAAGCACACAGCGGGAAUACGCGUGCGUGAAGCCGAAAGAUCGGUCAUUCAACACCCUCGCGCACUUCUUUCCUUCCACAUUUUCGACCACAGCAGCUCCCGAAAUCCGUAGGCUCCGCGAUCCAGCUCAAUCAACCUGGGAGAACGAGGCGCUCUGGCAGUCAAACGAGAGCGCACGCGUAAAGAACAGGCCGACUAUUAGUCCUGAGCGCCGCGCGCUCAUCACAGCUUCGCCCAGAUUCAAAUUAGCGUUAUCCCGUCAAAGAUGGACAUCUACGAUACGUCUAUCAUGGAUCCGGACCCGCCGCGGCCGGACGAGAGCUCUCCGCAGCGACCGGAAGACGACGCGCCGCCGCCGCCGGCCGGCGGCGACGACGUGAGCCCGACGCUCGGCGCCCUCAAAAACGUGGGCGGCGCGGUGGGCGGCGCGGCGCUCGCGGGACUGGGCGCCGUCAAGAACGUGGCGGCCGGCUUGGCCGCCACCGUGCUCGACGACCUCCUCGAGCCCGAGGAAAACCAGGGCGCCCUGGACGACGUCCUGCGAAGGAUGAGCGGCGACGAAGAUGGAGACGGUUCACCACCGGGAGGGCUGCUCGCGCACACGCGGAACGAGGAGCGGCGGCGUUGCGAGGCACGAGUCAGCGUCCUCGCACGCCAUCGCCGCGACUCACAAAAAACGCAAACCGCAGGCCGAGUACCGGGCAGCGCAGGAGCGGCACGCGCGCGCCGCGAGGGAGCUCGCCGAGGCGGAGAAGCGGCGGCAGCAGCCUGACGAGGUCGAUGGCUUCGUUGGUCUGUGCAUAAAUCAACCAGUGAACCAGUGAGUCGGGUGCACCCGAUAAUUGUUCACAAAGUCAUUUCUCGGCGAUGACGUGGCCACCGCGCUGGCUCCGUCGAGCAGUGAGGAACCGACAUCGCCACGCUAUCGAGCAGGCGUCGCGUCGAUGGCGUGGAGGUCGACGCGGCGAUUCAGCGCGAAGGCGCCGUGAAAUUUUGAUUUAUGCACAGGUCCUGGUCCGCGACCUGGCCAAUCCGACCGGUGCCGACCCGCCCGUGCCGCCGCCCGAGUACUGCGUCGUCUCCAUCGCGGCCGACUAGAUCGCCUUGCUUGUUUUACCCCUUUACGCUGUAAGUAGAAGUCUACUCGACCGCGUCGAUGCGGCGGUCGGUCGCCCCGCGUUGUACUCGUGUCUGCGUGAGCCGGAGUAAAGGUAACCCACGUUAGCCGCCCCCCGAGAAAACAAAGC